Molecule: messenger RNA, 2114 nt
Organism: Puntigrus tetrazona (Sumatra barb)
Lineage: Eukaryota; Metazoa; Chordata; Actinopteri; Cypriniformes; Cyprinidae
Product: type-1A angiotensin II receptor
Exons: 1
Coding region: 87-1220 (377 amino acids)
Biological process (GO): phospholipase C-activating G protein-coupled receptor signaling pathway; positive regulation of Rho protein signal transduction
Cellular component (GO): membrane
Molecular function (GO): G protein-coupled receptor activity
Source: RefSeq, a predicted model, not a curated record
UCCUGGGAAGCUAAGAAUAAUUUACGUGAGGCUGGUUAUUAAUUUAGCUCUUCUCUCUUAAAAAGAAUAUAGGCCAAGCAUAAGAAAUGUCAGGAGUAAACAACAGUUCUUAUUGGGCUUUGAACUGCACCAACCCCAGAGAUUUGGCCCUUCCUUUGGUUCCCUACAUGGACUGUCCCUCCAACCGCAUGUACGCUUCCAACUUUAUACCUCUUGUCUUUUACACACUUACCGUUCUUGGAACAAUUGGAAACCUCUGGAGCCUGUGGGUUUGUCUGCGUCCAUCCCAACCUUGGAGUAUUGGAUCCAUAGGUGUCCUGAACCUGGCUCUGUGUGACCUUGCAUAUCUGAUGUCUAUGGGACCAUGGGCUGUCUACAUUAGCUCCGACUACCACUGGAAAAUUGGCCAUUCGCUCUGCGUGGUGGUGAAAAUCCUAUACUUCGGCGGUUUGACGUCUAGUACCAUGUUCAUCUGCGCCAUCAGCACCGACCGCUUCCUUGCAAUCGUCUUCCCUCUGGAGUCCCGGAUGAUCCGGACCCCUCGGAACAGCGCACUGGUUUCGCUUCUACUCUGGGCCAUCACCGGCCUCUUGAUCUACUUCAGUUAUCCUAACAUUCUAUACUGGGUCAGGAAAGAUGGCAUCCAGGUGUGUGGAGCAGUGGUGAUCUCCAGGUUCAGGACCACUGAAGCAACCUACAAUCUUCUGUCCUAUUACUCCAUACAGGUUUCUGUCCCGUUGUUCCUCAUCAUUCCCUCCUAUGUGAAGAUAAUUUCCCGGAUGAAACAGUCACGGCAACAGUGGGGCCCGGGCAACAUACAAGGCCUUGACAAGACCAUCUGGCUGAUUGCCGUUUUCAUUGCCAAUUUCCUGGUUUGUUGGGUGCCAGGGCAGCUGCUUCACAUCAUCGCCUGUAUCAUUUUCUUCAGUUUGGAUCACUGCAAAAACGCUUGCUGGGUUGCAUGGGUGGUCAACCUGCUCUCUGAAUCCUCCCAGAUACUCUACUGUUUUAAUGCAUGUCUUGAUCCUUUAAUUUUCCACAUGCAGCAAGGACACUGUGAACUGGUUGUGUUGGCGAACUGGGUUAGAAAGGUCUUACACGUAAGAAAGAAACACGAUUUGGAAGGACCUUCAGAGGACCCUCCCAGUGUGAUCCAACUUCACGGUGGUUCCAAAGAUCGAACGACCCAAACUCAAAAUAGUAAAACCAUGAAAAAAUAAUAUUUUAAUGAUAAAACCUCCCACACUUGUCUAGUUGCACGAGUGUGAGUUGAUGUAUCUAAUGUUUUAAUAAUCUUGUGCUGGUGUUUUCAUGCUUUGUGUGUGUAUAAUUUCCUAUAUUGUAUUUAUUAAUGUCAGAUUUCACUGCUGUAGAUGUUUGUUAUAGACAAAAGGUGCAUCCUGUAUCUGUGUACGUCUGACUCCUUGUUUCAAAUGUCAAAUGAGUUUUGUCUAAAUUUCAGUUGUUCUAAAGGUGGCCAUAUAUACUAUGUGCUAGUCAGGUUGAGUUUACUUCUAAGGUACUUCUUGGCAUCACUAGAUGGCAGAAUUGUAUAAAAUUAUAGGUAUGCACCAGACAUAAUUCAGUACAACAAAAUUGCCUAAAUGUUCAUUUGUCAGUGUUGCUUUACAAUUACUGCUAUUUUGAGUUUUAAUGCCACAGCAGGCUGAAUUUGUUCUUCGUAAAUCUUUAUUUGUCAGCCAUAAAUACUCUUUAUUGUUCAUCAUGCCCCUGAUUUUAGGACAUCUCCUUGUUGUCUUUCAUUUAGAGUACUUGGAAAAUUAAUAUAACAGUCUAGGUGCAUGUGGUGGAUAUCACAGAAUGACAUAUCUAAACUGGAGAAUUGCAACCAUGCUGUGUUUACAUUGGGACCAUAGCUGUAAAAUGCAAAAGGAAUUCAUGCAUUACAUGGUAUGACCAGCAGGUAGCUAGUUUUUUUUUUUUUUUUUUUGCUGAUACAAGAUGGUACAUUUGAGCUUGGACCAUCUUAAACCGGCUACCAAGUUGCAAAACUGAGAUACUAUCUCAAACUGGGUUUUCCAACUGGUGGAAUGAAUAUAAUAAUGCCACAAUUUUCUGUUCUGCUAUUAGUCCUAGUAUCUGCAAACAUCAAA